Messenger RNA from Panicum hallii, 1011 nucleotides. Its product is annotated as ORM1-like protein 3. The transcript is spliced from 3 exons. Gene Ontology annotation, cellular component: endoplasmic reticulum membrane. The record is from RefSeq and is a predicted model, not a curated record. Lineage: Eukaryota; Viridiplantae; Streptophyta; Magnoliopsida; Poales; Poaceae. Bases 262 to 735 code for a protein of 157 amino acids. Gene Ontology annotation, biological process: intracellular sphingolipid homeostasis; ceramide metabolic process; negative regulation of ceramide biosynthetic process.
CCCUCUCCCCGUCGGUCGCCCGCCCGCCCGCCCGCCAGCCACCCCAUCGCAAUACUUUUUCGCCACCAUCUUUGAACCUUCCUCCUCCCCCGCUCUGACCAGCGCGGCGAGGGCGAGGCGCUCCGCCGUCCCAUCCUUAUAAAUCGAGCCGGAGGCGGGCUGUCUCCCUCCGUCUCCUCCCUACCAGACCGCAGCAGCACGCAGCCGACGAGGGACCCGAGCCGUGCCGGCGAAGUGGAAGGGGGAGGUUUGGUUGGUUCGAUGGCGAAGCUGUACGUGCAGGCGGUGCCGCCCCCGGAUCUGAACAGGAACACCGAGUGGUUCAUGUACCCCGGGGUCUGGACCACCUACAUCCUCAUCCUCUUCUUCUCCUGGAUCCUCGUCCUCUCCGUCUUCGGCUGCGCCCCCGGCACGGCGUGGACGCUCGUCAACCUCGGCCACUUCGCGAUCACAUACCACUUUUUCCACUGGAAGAAGGGGACUCCGUUUGCUGAUGAUCAAGGGAUGUAUAACACAUUGACAUGGUGGGAACAAAUGGACAAUGGCAAACAGCUUACUCGCAACAGAAAGUUUUUGACUGCGGUUCCUGUUGUUCUGUACUUGAUAGCUUCCCACACCACGGACUAUCAACAUCCUAUGCUCUUCCUCAACACCCUAGCAGUCACUGUGCUGGUUGUUGCCAAGCUACCAAACAUGCACAAGGUUCGGAUUUUUGGGAUCAAUGCGGGCAGCUAAGGAGCAGCGUCUCACGGUAGACACCUAUACAUGUCAUGUUUGAUUUGGAUUACGGGAUGUGUUGAGCCUAGUUCUGAAUUGAAUCACCGGAGUACCAGUGAGUAGGCUUGAGAGCUGUUCGUAGAUGACAUGUAAUCAUUGUACAGAGAAAUGCUAAGAAGGCUGGAACGAUGAUUGUUUCUGCAACUAGUGAACAAAAAAGGUUCUGUAGACUCGUAAUCUCGCUAUACGUUCUCUAGAAAGAAUUUGGCAAUUGAUACAUGUACAGUUUUGCUC